UGAUAUCCUGAUCAUUUUUACGCAGUGAUGUCCCCACAGUUUUUCUGUCUGCUCAGAUCUCUGGCGAAGACUGGCGCAGUUCUUUGGCUUCGGCAGGUGCGUCUGCCAUACCGUUCCAUCUUUUCUGCUUCUAUCGUCUGCUUUAGCUACUUCACAGGGAAUACGGAGACCUCCGCAAAAUACUAUUUUUAACAUAAUCUGCCAACAUGAAUGUGGCUCGGAGAUAGGUCUGCGUUUGUGCUCAUCUUUCGUACGGUUGCCGAUUUGAUUCAUGAGCAAACUGUGUGGGUGUUGUUUUUGGGAAAGAGAAAACGACGUAGGCUAUGAGACGCUUGCCUAUUUAGUGCCUUCGUUCAUUGCCUGUUUUUUCUUACACAGACUGUUUUUUUCUUACACUGACUGACCAGUGUUUCGGUUUAACCUGUAUGAACGAGCUUGUGCUUCCGACAUAAAUCGGUGGAAAACGCGUCCGUGGCGGGUCAACUAUUUAUUAUGGCUGAAAGAAUUGAAUUAGUGCACUGCUGGUCUGAAUAUAUUUCAAGAUAAGGAGAAAACGGCCGCUAGGUCAGGCCUGUCUGUUCCGGCGUUUAGAGCUUAUUGAAUGAAAGUCUUAUUCGUCCUUCUCUGCCAAAGAUGAUGUUACCAUGGAAACAGCUUCUUCUGCUAUCAAUCAUCGACUGUCUCGCAGAAUGUUUGGACAGUGGAUCAUUCCAUGGUCCAAGAUGGAGGAUGGAACCCGGUGACUUGUUUAUCCCUGUUGAUUCUAUGGAAGAGGAGGCCACUCUUACAUGUGACGCUAAAGGAAUCCCCCCUCCUCAAUACAGAUGGUCACUGAAUGGAACUCUCAUAAAUCUGGAGUUGGACCACCGGCGUCGGUUGUCUGGGGGCAACCUCAUCAUAAGAAGUCUGGACCGCUACCAGGAUGGGGGAAGGUAUCAGUGUACAGCCUAUAACACAAUAGGAGCCGUUCUCAGCAGAAGAGCAAGCCUACAGUUUGCCUACUUGGAUCAUUUUAAACUCCACACAAGAAGUGCGGUGUCAGUUCGAGAAGGACAAGGAGUUGUGUUACUCUGUGGAACACCCACGUCCUCAGGAGACCUUAGUUAUUCAUGGGUCUUCAAUGAAUACCCAUAUUUCGUCCAGCAAGACAACCGGCGCUUCGUAUCUCAGGAGACUGGCAACCUGUACAUCGCCAAAGUGGAGCCCUCAGAUGUGGGCAACUAUACCUGUGUGGUGAUGAACAGCAUCACAAAGAGCAAAGUUCACAGCUCACCCACAUCUCUGGUCCUGAGGAAAGACGGAGUAAUGGGAGAAUACGAGCCGAAAAUAGAAGUUAAUUUCCCCGACACCGUACCAGCAGCAAAAGGAUCAGUGGUUACGCUGGAGUGUUUUGCUCUUGGGAACCCUGUCCCUGAGAUUACUUGGAAGAGGGCUAAUGGAGUCCCGUUCCCCAGCAAAGUGAAGAUGAAGUACUCCAAUGCCGUCUUGGAGAUCCCCAGCUUCCAACAAGACGACACGGGGGGCUAUGAGUGUGUGGCCGAAAACAAGAUGGGGAAGAACAUCGCUACAGGCCGAUUGGCCUUCCAUGCCAAACCUCAGUGGAUUCAGACCAUGAGAGACACAGCCCUGGCCAUAGAGGAGAGGCUUCACUGGGAGUGCAGGGCCAACGGGAAGCCCAAACCCUCCUACAACUGGCUGAAAAAUGGUCAAGUGCUGAUCACUGAGGAGAGGGUCUACGUUGACAAUGGGGUCCUGUUGAUCUCGUCUUUGAACCUGUCUGAUGCCGGGAUGUACCAGUGUGUGGCUGAGAAUAAAUACGGUGUCAUCUAUUUCAGCACUGAGCUCAUGGUUUUAGCCUCUUCUCCAGACUUCACUGGUAACCUGCUCAGAGCCCUGCUUAAAGCCAAGGCCGGCACCAUAGUGACUCUAGAGUGUAAGCCCCAAGCCUACCCCACCGCUAGCAUCCUGUGGAAGAAAGGCAACCAACCCAUCCAUACCAAUGACAGAAUCACUCUCUCUCCAGGUGGAACUUUGAGAAUCACUAAUGUGACCAAGUAUGAUGCAGGCAGCUACACCUGCUUUGCCAGAAACCGAUUUGGGACCUCCAGCACCACUGGAAGACUCCUCAUCACAGAUCCAACAAGAAUUACUCAGGGGCCAGUGGACAUGGAGAUCAUAGUGGGUGAGAGCAUCGUGCUGCCCUGCCAGAUCGCCUGUGACCCUGUCCUUGAUGUCUUCUUCACCUGGGCUUUCAACGGACAGCUCAUCACCAAGACAGACAGGCAUUUUGAGCUAGUGGGAGGGAGAACAGCUGGGGAUCUGAUGAUCAGAAACAUCCAGUUGAAUCAUGCCGGGAAGUACAUCUGCGUGGUGGACACAGACGUGGAGAGCCUUUCAGCAGUGGCCAUAUUGAUUGUAAAAGGCCCCCCUGGCCCUCCAGACACAGUGGCAGUGGAGGAGGUGACGGACAGCACAGCACAGCUCUCAUGGAGCCGCGGCAGGGAUAACGGCAGCCCCAUCACCAGCUACCUCAUCCAGACCAGGACCCCCUUCACUGUGGGCUGGCAGAGGGUGGACACAGUUCCUGAGGUAAUUGAUGGCAACACACUGACAGCCACGGUGGUGGAUCUCAAUGCCUGGGUGGAGUACGAGUUUCGAGUUGUGGCAAAGAACAGUGUGGGAGUGGGCGAGCCCAGUCCCACCUCCCUCCAGACACGGACAGAGGAUGCAGUUCCUGAUGCUGCACCCACUGAUGUUGGAGGAGGGGGCGGCAGCAGAUCAGAGUUGGUUGUUACAUGGGAGCCUGUUCCCGAGGAACUGCAGAACGGUGAGAGCUUCGGUUACAUUAUCGCGUUCCGUGGCCUCGGUGAGAUGACCUGGACCCACGUCGCCACCUCUGCUCCAGGGGCAUCCCGCUAUGUGUACCGGAACGACAGCAUCGCUCCCUUCUCACCCUUCCACGUGAAGGUGGGAGCCUAUAACAGCAAAGGGCAGGGCCCGUUCAGUCCUGUGGUCACCAUCUACUCUGCAGAGGAAGAGCCGAGUGGUAUGCCAGGGGGAGUUUGGGCCAGAAGUGUUUCCGCCUCAGAAAUUGAAGUGAAUUGGCAGGCUCUAUCCUUUACUCCUGAAAGAGUUCUCGGCUACGAGGUGGUGUACUGGGAGGAUGACACCAAGCCAGAGACGAUGGGGAAAGUGAGGGUACCUGGGAGUCAAACAUCGGUCACUGUUAGUGGCUUAGGGCGAAACACUCAGUAUUUUCUCACAGUCAGCGCUUUCAACACAGCUGGUACUGGCCCUUUCCUCCCCGCCAUCAACGCCACCACCAAGAAAUCACCACCCGGACAACCUCCUCUAAAUGUUGAGUGGACCUUGAUUGGCUCCCAGAUCACUAUAUACUGGGAGCCGGUGGUAGCCAUGGAAACAGAGUCAGAGGUCACCGGUUACCAACUGUCUUACAGGAGUCUGAAACAUAAGGAAGAGAACAUGCUCUUGACAAACAAUUCCACAGCCGAGCUGACCCUCGUUGACAAUGAAGACUAUGUCAUCCACAUAAGGUCGCUGAGCGAGGGAGGGCUUGGCCCAGCCACAGAUCCCAUCCGCAUCCACAAACUAAGUAUGAGUGCUCGAGGCUCGAAGGCCUGGAGUCUGAACACAUCCCCUGUCUCUCUGCUCCUCAGCAUCGCAUUUUCAACAUUCAGGUCUACAUCGUGACAGAAUGUCAGGCUACUAUCUGGUUUACAGAUCAAAUAAGCUGUCUCUGCUCCAUUCCAAAUGACCCAUCUACAAUUAUCAUUUUUCUAACUGUGUGAAAGUAAUGGUAGAGACCAUCCAUUUUGGAGGCAAGACAAUAAGCGCAUUCAUUUGGGAAUUUGUGAAGAAAUUUUUGUUGUUGUUUGGGCACAUGUUUUGAUGAACAUUGUGUUUGUUCAAGUGCUGUCAACUUCUGAAGGUAUCUAUUUGGAUUGUACAUUUUAGGUGGAUGUUCAGAUGAAUGCGCUAUUCUGACUUUUUGGAGCCCUGAAUGAUACAAAUGCCUUACUUCCAUUCAUGUGCCAAAGUAGUUUGAAUCGUUUAGUUGUAGGCUAAAUGUUAAGCUAGCAAUGCCAUGCUUUUUUCCCCUUCAUAUUUUCAUUUGUAAUUAAACCAUGUCACACUCAAAGCUAGUUAUGAAAGUUAUUACCUAUGGUAAUAAUACUUGUCAUUUAAACUUUCAAGGUUGCGAUAUGAAGUUGACUUUUGUAAUUUUGACGUACUCUGAGGUGGUCAUCGAAGCAAAAACUUUUACUGGUGUUUGGCUGAGCCAAGUUAAGUUCUCUUGCUUACUCAUUGAGUAGACACAACCAUUUGCCUGUGCCUGUGCCUUUGAAGAUCUGUGUAAGAGUGUGACAAAGAAAAUCACUUCACUUGACUUAUAGUCAGUGUUGUGCAGCAUUUCAGAGCUCUUUAAGUGAUCAUUAUCGUAUAAUUAUGUGCUACAUGAAACCCAUAAGACGAGAGCGGCUUGAGAGAGUGCAAGCCAUUUUCUCAAUGUUUUCAUUUUGUCAUUGUGGUAGAGACUUGAUUGUAUCACGAGGGCUCCUUACAACUAUAAUGAGCCAAAAUCUAAAAACUGACCUUACAGUGGAUGGAUAGAUUGCAUUUAAUAGGAGGACUGUCUUUACCACACCUCACCCACUACCAAUAUGACACCCACCUGGGUGAUGCACGGCAGCCAUUUUGUGCCAGAGUGCUCGCCCGUUGCGUGGUGAAAAUGGUGCCAAAUGUGCCAGUCUGACAUUGAAAUUGAGCCACUAGCUGAGACCCAAGCAGACAACGUCAUUCACCCCUAAGAAAAUCCAUGGAGCCUUACUGUAUAUGGAACUCAUGCAUGACAUUGACUUAUAGUCAGCUGUGUUAAAUAUGUACUAGACUUGCCUAUCAUUUGUUCAAGGUUCAAUUAGCCUUUUCUUGAAACUUAUGUAUUGUAUUAUAGGCCCUACAUAUUUUUCAGUGUAGCCUCAACUGCUCAGGUGUUCGGUCUUUUACACACCAACUUCACUGGUCAUAAAGCAGAGAGCAGCUAUAUCAGACGGCUGACAGCACAUGAUACAGUGGUCUAUUUAAUGCUCUGACUUGACAAAUGAAAAGUCUGAUAUCUGCCAUGAUUUAGCAGCAAUUAAAACAUAUUAAUAAAUUAGAGUGAGCCUAGGGGCCUCUAUGGGAAAGGGCAUAGGACUAAUGGUUCUAUGACACCACAGAAGAUUAAUGUAUCAGGAUUCAGUGAGAGGAGCUAAAUCAGAACGAUUCCAUCAGGAUGGAAAUAUGGUUGUGUGUGUGUGUGUGUGUGUGUGUGUGUGUUAAUAGAUGCAUAUUACCGUGCUUCUCUGUGUGUCGCAGAUCAAAUCAAACUUUAUUUGUCACAUAAUGCCGAAUAAAACAAGUUUAGACCUUACCGUGAAAUGCUUACUUACAAGCCCUUAACCAACAGUGCAGUUCAAGAAGAGUUAAGAAAAUAUUUACCAAAUUAACUAAAGUACAAAAUGUAAUAAAAAAAUAAUAAAAAGAUGACGGUGUCUUUUGGAAGGCCAGUGAGUCAUUUUUAUAAAGCCCCAAAUAAUUUAUUGUACUGGCAAUCAAACAUUUGGGAAAUGUUUGUGCCCACUUUCAAAUAGAAUAACAACACCAUGAAAUUGCACAUCUGCAAUGGUGUAAACUGAGUUGUGUUUAUUAAGCACCAAAUGGAAGAAAACUAACUCAAACAUGGAGGGACUACCUGGACUAAGAAAGGCUUCUUUUCACUACCCAUUGCAAAAUGUUUUCCAUUGCGUGCCCUAAUGCGCACGAUCCAAGUUCAACCGAUACGUUUAAAAAAGGCAACAGUUGUAAAGGGCUUUGUUGGAUGAUAAGAUCAUAUCUCAUUACCACUGCUGGCAACUUAAAGAGAGCUGUCUUUGAGUAAUGUGUUUUUGUUGAUAUGCUUGUUUUCGUGGCUUUCUCGUGGUUCUGUACACUCUCAGUUUUAUUUCAUUACAAACCAACCAGUGUUUACAAAGAAACUGUAUCUUUAUGACUGAUUUCAAUGUUUAACUGAUUAGAAACUCACAAUAUACAGUCUAUGAACUUUGUGUCCUUGAUGCAGAAAGGUCACCUCCAUCUUUGUUUUGUAAUGUAUACAGUAAGUACUGUGGAGAUCUUGUUUUUUUUUAUGUUUGAUUAUAUGCUUUUUUAGUUUUGACAAUUCUACACAAAGGUCAAGUGUUGCUUUAAAGAGAUAAACAUAUAAGUUCUAACUUGUUUAGAAAUACAUUUUGAUUGCUCUGUCGCUCCCAUGUACUAUGAUAUGGACCAAUGCCCUCAAAGGGGUUUAAAACCGUGAAAGAAACUUUCAUUUGAUUUGUCUCCAAAAUGCAAUAUUAAUUUGGAAUGCAAUCCCCAUUAAAUUCAACAAUUCUUAACUAUACCAGAGUGAUAUUGUGACAAUUUGGUCAACGGGCAGCAAAGUUUUCCCUUAUGAAUGGUACUAAGAAAACCGAUCAUCUGUUUUUUAUAGCACUAUAUUUGUACAACAUGAUUCAAACUUAUUGAGCUUGACUAAUGCAUUAUUAAAAGGAAAGACUGACACCAAACAGUACUGUAUAGUUAAUUGGUCACCUAUAAUGCCAGUCUUUCGUGACAAAAAAGUUUAGGGGCUGUGGUUAGCAACACUUGGUCUUUAUGUUUCACACUGCAGUAUUAAAACAAUGUUAAGUGAUCUCCAUGAGAUUGUAUCAAGAAUGUUUUCACGAUGAAAAGUAAUUGGCUGAUCUUGUAUACUGAAUCUGUGCAUGUACAAUAUUGUUUGGUGCAUUUAUGUUUUCUAAAACAAAAAAUUAAAGGAAAACGAUUUACAGAGGA
Messenger RNA from Oncorhynchus mykiss (rainbow trout), 6873 nucleotides. RefSeq names its product contactin 3a, tandem duplicate 2 (gene cntn3a.2). Gene Ontology annotation, cellular component: plasma membrane; axon. Gene Ontology annotation, molecular function: cell-cell adhesion mediator activity. The record is from RefSeq and is a predicted model, not a curated record. NCBI's taxonomy places the organism in Eukaryota, Metazoa, Chordata, Actinopteri, Salmoniformes, Salmonidae. Gene Ontology annotation, biological process: cell-cell adhesion; brain development; axon guidance.